AAGCAGAGAACCGAAAGCAAAAAAACAAAAACACUCCAGAAUUCACAACAGAAACGAAACGAGAGAAAAUAGAUAUGGGGGUAGGCGGCGGUGGAGGAGUUGGAGGAGAUCAGAAUCAGAGGAGAAGCGGCGGAGAAAUGAUGGCGAUGGCGAGUAUGUUCAACGAUCAGCAGAAUCCAAUUCAGCAGUUCCAGGUUAAAUUCAAAGAAGUAGAAACCGGUUUCAAGACUUGGUUAUCCAAACAAUCAAUACCAGUGGAAGCCGCCGUCGUCUCAAUCAUGAGCGGUGUCCAAGGAGCUUUCAUUGGUGGACUCAUGGGAACACUCUCUCCUGAAAUGCCUCAGGCUGGCGGCGUUGACCCUCAAGCCAUAGCUCCUUCCAUGAAACAAGCUCAGGCACUUGUGGGUGGACCUUGGGUCCAAGCUCGUAAUUUUGCUGCCAUUACUGGUGUUAAUGCUGGAAUUGCUUCAGUCAUGAAGCGGAUUAGAGGCAAAGAGGAUAUUGAAUCUGCCGUAGUGGCAGCAUUAGGAUCUGGAUUUGCUUACUCUUUGGUGAGCCAAGGCUUGCAAGGACAACCUAUGAACGCAAUCACCACCGCAGCUGGUUUUGCUGUUUUCCAAGGGAUUUUUUUUAAGUUGGGAGAAAGAUUCUCUAAACCGAGCGUUGAAGACCCGUUUUACACACGAGGAAGAACUAUGCUUGUGCAGCUUGGUCUAGAAAAAUACGAGAAGAACUUCAAGAAAGGACUUCUAACAGAUCCCACAUUGCCAUUGCUCACUGAUAGCGCGCUAAGAGAUGUGAGCAUACCACCAGGGCCAAGGCUUAUGAUUCUAGACCAUAUCCAGAGGGACCCGGAGUUGAAGAGCAAACGAAAGUAGUAACUGAGGCUUUUGUUUAAGAUGGUUGGUCAUCGCCAGAAUCUAUCAAAACACAAAUGUAAUGUCUUUUAACUUUUUAGAUGCUCAUGCUAGGAAGAAGAACUCUUGUUGGAUUCUUCGUCUACUACUAGCAAUGUUUGAUUCUCUUUUAAAUUUUAAAAUACUCUCGUCAUAAAUCGAAAUGGAUUGUAGGUUCAGAAUAUUGAAAAAAUGAGAUAUGAUCUGUAUGAGAAUAAGAUGAUUAAUAUAUAGUUGAAUGGGCUGUAAGAUUGAUAUCA
Camelina sativa (false flax) is the source of this 1156-nucleotide messenger RNA. RefSeq names its product chloroplastic import inner membrane translocase subunit HP30-1. Gene Ontology annotation, biological process: protein targeting to chloroplast; protein insertion into mitochondrial inner membrane. NCBI's taxonomy places the organism in Eukaryota, Viridiplantae, Streptophyta, Magnoliopsida, Brassicales, Brassicaceae. The record is from RefSeq and is a predicted model, not a curated record. Gene Ontology annotation, molecular function: transmembrane protein transporter activity; protein binding. Gene Ontology annotation, cellular component: TIM22 mitochondrial import inner membrane insertion complex; chloroplast inner membrane.